Messenger RNA from Penicillium arizonense, 1083 nucleotides. Its product is annotated as coenzyme A transporter. The transcript is spliced from 2 exons. Bases 1 to 1083 code for a protein of 360 amino acids. Lineage: Eukaryota; Fungi; Ascomycota; Eurotiomycetes; Eurotiales; Aspergillaceae. The record is from RefSeq and is a predicted model, not a curated record. Gene Ontology annotation, biological process: transmembrane transport.
AUGGUCUCAAAAACCGUCACCGCAGGCCAGCAAAAUGGCGAAACAAAGCCGCCACAAAAACAGAGCUUGGAUUACAUCUCAAGAACCGGGUUAGCUGGAGGACUGGCGGGGUGUGCGGCCAAAACCGUCGUGGCACCCCUCGACCGUGUCAAGAUCCUAUUCCAAGCCUCAAACCCUCAAUUCGCAAAAUACACAGGCAGCUGGUAUGGCCUUUCCGCAGCCAUUCGAGACAUCAAGCGCUCUGAAGGUGCAAUGGGCCUGUUCAAAGGCCACUCCGCCACUCUCAUCCGAAUCUUCCCAUACGCCGCCAUCAAAUUUCUUGCAUACGAACAGAUCCGCGCAGUUGUCAUUCCUUCACGGGAUAAAGAGACUGUAUUCCGCCGGCUGGCGUCGGGCAGCAUGGCAGGAAUCACGUCUGUCUUCUUCACAUACCCACUAGAACUCCUCCGAGUGCGAAUGGCCUUCGAAACGAAACAGUCAUCCCGCUCUUCCUUGACAGACGUCUGCCGUCAGAUCUACAAUGAGCGCGCGCGGUCCCCGUCAACAGGCUCCGCUGCGGCUGCCGAAUCUUCUACCGUCGCUGCUGCUGAAAGUGCUUCCGCAGCUGUGAACAAGGUUGUCCCGCGCUCUGGACUCACCAAUUUCUACCGUGGCUUUACUCCUACUAUCCUCGGAAUGCUUCCUUACGCUGGCAUGUCGUUCCUCACUCACGACACCGUCGGCGACUGGCUCCGUCUCCCUGCUGUUGCGAAAUAUACCACCAUCCCUGGUUCGACAUCUAAGAGGUCUGACAAGGGACCCCAACUCACUGCUGUUGCAGAGCUAUCUUCCGGCGCACUGGCUGGUAUGGUCUCGCAAACGUCUUCCUACCCGCUCGAGGUCCUCCGCCGACGCAUGCAAGUUAGUGGUGCAGUAGGUGAUGGGCACCGUCUUGGACUUGCCGACACUGCUCGUACUAUCUGGCUUGAGAGAGGAUUCCGUGGUUUUUGGGUUGGGUUGACUAUCGGGUAUAUGAAGGUUAUUCCCAUGGUUGCUACCAGUUUCUUUGUUUAUGAGCGCUUGAAGUGGUCGCUAGGCAUUUAA